Molecule: messenger RNA, 3579 nt
Organism: Pocillopora meandrina
Lineage: Eukaryota; Metazoa; Cnidaria; Anthozoa; Scleractinia; Pocilloporidae
Source: the annotation of a GenBank genome assembly
AUGACACCUUUCAUGAGCCUCGCCUUAUUUGUUGCCCUGUUCUUGCUCAACUCAGAUCGCAUUCAGAAAGCCAUUGAGAUAUGCAGCGAAUGUUUGAUUUUGCUAAAUGGCACCGAUCAAAACAGCAAAGACCAAUUUGAUUCAGCACUGUUACAAUUUUACAGCGACAUCUAUACCGUUCUUUUCAGCGCUUAUCGUCAUAUCUCUGACUACAUAAGUGCGGAAAGAUACGGAAGGAAACUGUUUGACUUAUACAGAGGGUAUGGAAUUAUGCUUUAUAAACUUGGCGAAAGCCUAAAGGCAAAGGAAUAUUUUGAGAGGGCCCUUGCCAUAACAACCAAAAUUGGCGACAGAGAAGAGGAAGCAUCAUGUUAUGGAGACCUAGGUACUGUGUUUCUGUCCGUUGGCCAAUACGACAAGAGUGAAGAGUAUCUCCAAAAAGCGCUUGUCAUCAGAACUGAAAUUGGCGACAGACGAGGGGAAGCAUCAUGUUAUGGAAACCUAGGUACUGUGUUUCUGUCCGUUGGCCAAUACGACAAGGCUGAAGAGUAUCUCCAAAAAGCGCUUGUCAUCAGAACUGAAAUUGGCGACAGAGAAGGGGAGGCAACUGACUACGGAAACCUGGGUACUGUGUUUCUGUCCGUUGGCCAAUACGACAAGGCUGAAGAGUAUCUCCAAAAAGCGCUUGUCAUCACAACUGAAAUUGGCGACAGACGAGGGGAAGCAUCAUGUUAUGGAAACCUAGGUACUGUGUUUAAGUUGCUUGGCCAAUACGACAAGGCUGAAGAGUAUCUCCAAAAAGCGCUUGUCAUCAGAACUGAAAUUGGCGACAGACGAGGGGAAGCAUCAUGUUAUGGAAACCUGGGUACUGUGUUUCUGUCCGUUAGCCAAUACGACAAGGCUGAAGAGUAUCUCCAAAAAGCGCUUGUCAUCACAACUGAAAUUGGCGACAGACGAGGGGAAGCAUCAUGUUAUGGAAACCUAGGUACUGUGUUUCUGUCCGUUGGCCAAUACGACAAGGCUGAAGAGUAUCUCCAAAAAGCGCUUGUCAUCAGAACUGAAAUUGGCGACAGACGAGGGGAAGCAUCAUGUUAUGGAAACCUGGGUACUGUGUUUCUGUCCGUUAGCCAAUACGACAAGGCUGAAGAGUAUCUCCAAAAAGCGCUUGUCAUCACAACUGAAAUUGGCGACAGACGAGGGGAAGCAUCAUGUUAUGGAAACCUAGGUACUGUGUUUAAGUUGCUUGGCCAAUACGACAAGGCUGAAGAGUAUCUCCAAAAAGCGCUUGUCAUCAGAACUGAAAUUGGCGACAGACGAGGGGAAGCAUCAUGUUAUGGAAACCUAGGUACUGUGUUUAAGUCGCUUGGCCAAUACGACAAGGCUGAAGAGUAUCACCAAAAAGCGCUUGUCAUCACAACUGAAAUUGGCGACAGACGAGGGGAAGCAUCAUGUUAUGGAAACCUAGGUACUGUGUUAAAUUCGCUUGGCCAAUACGACAAGGCUGAAGAGUAUCUCCAAAAAGCGCUUGUCAUCACAACUGAAAUUGGCGACAGAGGAGGGGAAGCAUCAUGUUAUGGAAACCUAGGUACUGUGUUUAAGUCGCUUGGCCAAUACGACAAGGCUGAAGAGUAUCUCCAAAAAGCGCUUGUCAUCACAACUGAAAUUGGCGACAGAGAAGAGGAAGCAUCAUGUUAUGGAAACCUGGGUACUGUGUUUCUGUCCGUUAGCCAAUACGACAAGGCUGAAGAGUAUCUCCAAAAAGCGCUUGUCAUCAGAACUGAAAUUGGCGACAGACGAGGGGAAGCAUCAUGUUAUGGAAACCUAGGUACUGUGUUUAAGUCUCUUGGCCAAUACGACAAGGCUAAAGAGUAUCUCCAAAAAGCUCUUGCCAUCCAAACUAAAAUUGGUGAUAAGGGAGGGGAAGCAACAGUUCUUGGAAACCUUGGAAUUUUGUUGAGCAUUGUUGGUGAUUGUGAAGCUUCGGAAGUAUGCUUGGAGAAAGCUUUAUUCAUAUCCAGAGAUAUUGGAGAUGGAAGAAGAGAGUUCGAAACCCUCCGAGGUUACGCCGUUUUGUAUUUAUAUCAAUAUAAAAUCCAAGACUCCCUGUCGUGUCUUCAUCUGUGCAUUGAAAAGUAUGAGGAGCUGAGACAUUUCUUGAGCGCCAAUGAUCAGUUCAAAACAUCAUUUCUGGAGGACACAGGAAUAUUUCCCUACAAGCAGCUUUGUACUUUGCUUUGUGACACCGGAAAUGCUCGGGAUGCUCUUUAUGUUGAGGAGUUGGGUCGAGCUAGAGGCCUAUCAGACUUAAUGGCAGAGAAGUACUCGGUUGAAACGCACAUCUCUGCUUAUCGACAAUCUUGGUUUGGCAUUGAGGACAUUUUAAGAAAGAAAAGAAACUGUACUUGUCUGUACAUUUCUUAUUUUCAGAAUCGUCUGCAUUUGUGGAUCUUGAAAGCAAGUGGAGUCCUUCACUAUAGAAGAGUAUCACCAGAAGAGAAUCUAGUUCAGGCUGGGUUACCCAAAGAUUUGUCUUUGAGUCAAUUUUUGGAUUAUAAUUUCCGGAGUCUUGGUAUUUUGCCCACUAAAGAUUGUGAAGAUCGGUCUUUAAAAACGAUUAAAUUGCAACCUCUCUCCCCCGCGCAAAAGAGCUCAGUAAGAUUGCGACUCGUGGAGGAGGACGAGGACGAGGACGAGGACGAGAAAGUGAUUUCAAGUCUAUAUUUGUGUUACAAAAUGUUCAUUGCCCCCGUUUAUGAUUUGCUUGAUGAGCCUGAAGUCAUUAUUGUUCCUGACCGCAGGUUGUACAAAGUUCCCUUUGCUGCCCUGAGUGAAAAGGAGGGAGCCGAAUACUUGUCAGAGACUCAUAAGAUCCGUAUCAUUCCUUCGUUGACAACACUCAAGAACAUUCAAGAUAGUCCAGAGGACUAUCACAGCAACACUGGUGCCUUGGUAAUAGGCAAUCCCAAGGUUAAUUGGCUGCAACCAUUGCCAGCUGCAAGAAAGGAAGCGGAGAUGGUCGGACGACUGGUGGGUGUUCCGCCUCUAGUUGAAGAGAAAGCAACGAAGCAGGCGGUACUUGAGCGGAUAAGUUCAGUGAGCUUGAUACAUUUUGCUGCCCAUGGUAACGCGGAAAGAGGGGAAAUUGCACUCUCCCCCAUUCCUACUCCCACCGCUAUCCCACCGAAGGAAGCUUACAUGUUGACGAUGGCUGAUGUCUCACGAGUGAAAGUCAGAGCUAAACUGGUGGUACUUAGCUGCUGUCACAGUGGAAGUGGAGAGAUAAGAGCCGAGGGAGUUAUAGGAAUUGCCCGUGCGUUCUUAGGAUCCGGUGCUCGCUCGGUGUUGGUUGCGCUGUGGGCCAUUCCAGACUCAGCAACAGAGCAGCUGAUGAGUCGGUUCUACGAACACCUCAUUGAAGGUGGAAGUGCCAGUGAAUCCCUUCAUCAGGCCAUGAAGUGGAUGAGAAAAAACCCCUUGAACAAAAUCUCUGAGUGGGCUUCGUUUACGCUGAUUGGAGAUGAUGUGAGACUCGAGUUUGACAACCAGCGGCAAGACUCGGUGAGAACAGGUAUUUCAUAA